AUGCAGAUCGCCACACCACACAGCAUCUCUCUUCUCCUGCCUUCUACCUCUCGACCUUGUCCUUCUCUUCAGUCCCUGUUUUUCCCUAGACGAAUAUGCUCUCUUUCCUAUUCUUCUCAAACGUCGAUUCUUCCGGAUGCCAGCGAUGAUUUCAUCGUCGGCGACUGUCUCGUUUACGAGGACGGCGUCUUCGAAGACCCUUAUCUCGAGGGGGAGGUCAGUCGCGUUUCUAGCGACGCGAUACAGGAGCGGAAGACGAAGCGGCGGGGCAGGACCAAGAUGAUAGAUGAAUCCGAGACUGAGCCGGACAACCUCGUGCCGGAUGAAUGGAGGGAUAUUCAGGCGGAGGUGAAUCUGACGAAGAAGGACAAGCGGAAAAUAGCGCAGGAGCUGGAGUUCGGGGUUCGGGUGGAGAAGAAGAGACAAGGCCUGAUUCCGCUCAGGAACGUGGACUUGAAGGAGUAUCUGACGUACAAGGAAGCCAAGUUGAAUCAAUUAAAACCUGUGAUUCUCGAUAAACCGAGCAGUUUCUCCGACGAUGGAGCGUCCAGCGACGGUGUAGCAUCUCCCAGCGUGCGAGUGGCCCCGAAGAAUCCAAGAUGGGCAGUUUACGGCAAGGGAUUCGACCACGUUACCAAGUUCUUCAAUAGCGACAAGUACGAUCCCAGUGGCAAGAAAUCCGAGGGCCCUCGGAAACUGCUUUCAAAAGAAGAAAAGUUUAUGCUCAAUAGCCGCAAUCCCGACCUAGCAGUUGCCACCUCCAAAAAGUGGCUUCCUCUUCACACACUGGCAGCGUCGGGAGAGUUUUAUCUGGUCGAUUCCUUGCUAAAGCACAAUCUUGAUAUCAACGCAACCGACGUGGGGGGCUUGACAGCACUUCACCGAGCAAUAAUUGGGAAAAAGCAGGCUAUUACGAACUACCUACUGAGGGAAUCGGCCAACCCAUUUGUUGUUGAUGAUGAAGGUGCGACUUUGAUGCACUAUGCUGUGCAAACAGCAUCAGCUCCCACAAUAAAACUUCUCCUGCUGUAUAACGCUGACAUCAACGCUCAAGACAGGGACGGGUGGACGCCCCUGCACGUGGCAGUACAGGCCAGAAGAAGCGACAUUGUGAAACUCCUUUUGAUUAAAAGGGCGGACAUACAUGUCAAGAAUAAGGAUGGAUUAACUCCGCUCGGGCUUUGCCUCUACCUUGGAAGAGAGACUAGGACGUAUGAGGUGAUGAAGAUGUUGAUAGAGUUUCCCCUUACUAGACUCAACAAGAGAUCGGUAACAGAGUAA
Microthlaspi erraticum is the source of this 1281-nucleotide messenger RNA. Lineage: Eukaryota; Viridiplantae; Streptophyta; Magnoliopsida; Brassicales; Brassicaceae. The record is from the annotation of a GenBank genome assembly.